Chaetomium fimeti is the source of this 1041-nucleotide messenger RNA. Its product is annotated as RmlC-like cupin domain-containing protein. Lineage: Eukaryota; Fungi; Ascomycota; Sordariomycetes; Sordariales; Chaetomiaceae. The record is from RefSeq and is a predicted model, not a curated record. The transcript has 3 exons. Gene Ontology annotation, biological process: oxalate metabolic process. Gene Ontology annotation, cellular component: outer membrane-bounded periplasmic space. The coding region runs from base 1 to 1041 and encodes 346 amino acids.
AUGAAGCUUGCUCUUCCCCUUUCUGCCCUCGCGGCCGUGAACGCUGCCCUAGGAGCCACGCUCCCGGGUAGCAAGAGCGGCCCUCAGUUCGACAAGGGGCAACCCAUUGACGGCAACGGGAAAGGGGCUCCCCUUUUGGGCGGAACGGACCAGCAGAUCGACAUUUCCAAUCCCGACAACCUUGGACGGCAGUCUACGGAUAGUGGGAUCGUUCCCAACCUCAAGUGGCGCUUCUCUGACUCGAAGACGAGGCUCUUCAAAGGCGGGUGGCUCCGUGAGCAAGUCAUUCAAGACCUUCCCCAGAGCCAUGACAUCUCGGCGGCGCAGCAGCAUCUUUCCAAGGGCGCCAUCCGCGAGCUGCAUUGGCAUCGUGUAGCUGAAUGGGGCUUUGUGUAUGCUGGUUCCGUUCUCAUCUCGGCCGUCGACGAAUUUGGGAAAUACCAGGUUGAGACUCUCAACUUCGGCGACAUUUGGUACUUCCCCAAGGGUGUCGCACAUACCGUGCAGGGCUUAGGUGAUGAGAAUGAGUUCCUGCUGGUGUUUGACGAUGCGGAUUUUGAUAAAGUCGGUACCACCUUCAACAUCGACGACUGGGUUGCGCACACACCUCGUGAUGUUGUGGCCAAGAACUUCGGUCUUGACCCUUCCGUGUUCGAUCACGUCCCCGUACCAAACCCCAACAUUUUCAACGGCACCGUCAGCACCAAAAACGUGACCGCGGACCCAGAUGAUGUGCUGACUGGCGACGCUUCCUUUGUGUACCGAACCCUGCAACACGAACCCGAGGCCGUGCCUGGCAAGGGGGGUCAGUUCUACAAGAUCGACUCGACCAACUUCCCCGCCAGCAAAACGCUUGCGGCCACCUUCGUGACACUCAAGCCGGGCGGCCUCCGGGAGCUGCAUUGGCACCCCAACGCGGAGGAAUGGUUGUACUUUCAUAAGGGCUCGGCCCGUGCUACCGUCUUCAUCGGCAACGCUGCGUCGCGCACCUUUGACUUCAGCGCCGGCGACACUGCAGCCUUCCCUGACAACUCCGGGUAA